AGGUAACACAGCGGAAGCUACUAUGUAACAUGCGGAACGAUAUGUUAUCCGAGAACUCGGGGAGACAUUACUGCGGACACAGCACGGAACCAUUUUACUGAUGCACCGGAAGGCGGCGGCAAUGGAGUGGUAACUGGAGCAUUGCGGUAGCAUCUAGAUUAUCGAGAAAAUAUUCACAACCGGAGCAUUGCUUCCCGGAGAGAGUCUCCGCCAGGUGCCGGGGUGAUGGAGGCGGACCUGCUGGACACGUUGGAGGCUUUAGGGUACCAGGGUCCCUUAUUGGAGGAGGCCAGUCUGAGUCCGGCUUUAGAAGGUGGUUUGUCAUCACCUGACUACUUGCAGCUAGUGUGCUGGCUCAGUUCUCGGAUUAAGCUGUUGGAUAAUUUAGAAGAAAGUGUGAGCCCUGAAGGUGGAGAUGUGGAGAGCUUGCAGUUGGAAGUCAGUGGUUUCUUGAAGGAGAUCUUUUGCCCUUAUCCUACACUGGUGUCUGGAGACAUCAAGGGCAGGCUGCAAAACAAGGAGGACUGUCUGAAACUGCUUUUGUUUUUAGGCUCAGAGCUUCAGGCUUUGCAAAUUGUACAUAGUAAGAAGCAGAAGGUUUCAUGUCCAGGUGAUGCUGUGUAUAUGGAAAUGAAAACCAUCUGUGCAGCACUUCGGCUCCCUGAACAAUCCGUUUCCAAUGUCGCAUCUAUGUUAAAAAGUGUGGAAGAGAAGGUUACUGAGCUCUUACCCCAGGUGAACACGAAUAUCAUUGGCUCAGCGCUUCUCAGCGUGGAACUGAAUUCACAACAGCUGGAACGUCUUAAGGAAAUAAAUGAGGCCCUUUGUAAAGAGUACGAAUGCCGGCGCAAAAUGUUAAUAAAACGCCUGGAUGUGACUGUGCAGUCGUUUGGUUGGUCCGACAAAGCAAAGGCAAAAACAGAUGAAAUCGCACGAGUCUAUCAGCCAGUCCGGUACUCCCUGACCCCUAAAUCAGGAAUUAGUGUUUCGCAUGUCCUGGCUGCCAGAGAGGACAUCUCCAGAAUAGUACGUACAAGCAGUGGCUCGGUUCGGGAGAAGAUGGUGUGUCCUGUGAAUAAGAUUCUUAUGGGCAGGGUGCCGGAUCGGGGAGGAAGGCCAUCGGAGAUUGAGCCACUGGCCCCAGAAAUGCCACCAUGGCAGAAACGUAAUGAUGGAGGAAGGGGAGGCUGGAGAGGAGGAGGAGGCAGCAGAGGUGGUGGAUAUGGAAGAGGAGGCUAUAAUGCAGGUGGAAAGGAUUUCAAUAGAGGUGGAAAAGGAGGAUACCAAAGCAGAGGAGGAUAUGGUGACAGCUAUCGAGGAAAAGGGAAUUCUAGGAGAUUCUAAAAGGACCAUUUGUUACCAAGCUGGAAUUUUGGAAGAUUAUUUUAUGACCAGCUACUUUUUCAUCCUCUAGAAGGAACUAUUUAUGUGUCAAGGCAUUUUUAAAUAAGCUAUUUCACAGAGCAUCUGAUGUUCUUUAUUAACCUUCCAGAAUCUGUUUCAAAGGCAUAACCGAACAAUGCAUACUAAUGUCAGGUAAUGGAUAUUGCAGUAUAUACGGAAUGUUUGUGUCCUGUUGGUCUGAGCUCCGUAUCUUUACUGCUUCUGCUCAGACAUCCAAUUCCGUUCAUGCUCCUGAUUGGCCUUGAUCCAUUUCUACAGAAAUGUAGAAUCUUUACAUCUUUUCCCAGAAUCACAAACUGCUUUUUUUUUUAAUACAAUUUUUACAGAGGUUUUAGAAUGUAAAUGGUAUGUGUAAUAGCGUUUGUGUUUGGUUGUGUCAUGUAUACAGGUAUACUCUGAUAUUCUAUGUCCUGUAGGUGUUUACACACAUAAUUAAGGAAAUGUCAGUAGUCUUGUGUUUUCAGAGGAAAUGCUGUGUGUUUUAUAGGUAGAUAGCAAUGGAUUUCAAGACAUGUUUACAGACAGCGCUGUAUUAAUUCGUUAUCAAAGUGCAUCUAGUCACAAAGGUGCUCUAUGCAAUGCAUUACGUUAUGUGAUCAUUUAUUGGGGUAUUUUAUUUUUGUUUUAGAAAUUACUGAUCUGUAUCUUCUGGCGUCUGGAUAGGUGAAAUGGGCGGUAAGGGACAGGCAAGUGUAGACGGAAAACAGCAUGGCACAGUAAUGUGAAUGCGACAAAUAUGCAGGGGGCUGCUGUAACAUACUCCUGAGGACAGUACUCAUCAUUGCGCAAUCUAGUUGCUUCUGAUUGGCUGACUGUGUAUCCCAACAGCUGAUAGGGUGACAGAUCUGUUAUAUGAAGUUGUGGCUGUUUAUUCACAGUACUUGAUAUUUGCAUUUGGUUUACUGCAGGAAAGAAGAUUGCCAUUGGACGGAAAUGGUGUGUGUGUUUUAUUUUAAUUUUUUUUAACGGUCAAUUUCUCAUACGUCCUAGAGGAUGCUGGGGAUGCUUCAAGAACCAUGGGGUAUAGACUGGAUCCGCAGGAGACAUGGGCACACUAUAAGACUUUGAAUGGGUGUGAACUGGCUCCUCCCUCUAUGCCCCUCUUCCAGUUAGAUUCUGUGCCCAGUGAAACUGGAUGCACACUGCGGAGCUCUCCAGAGUUUCUCAGAAAAAGACUUUUAUUAGGUUUGUUAUUUUCAGGGAGACCGACUGGCAACAGGCUCCCUGCAUCGUGAGAGUGAGGGGAGAGAAGCAGACCUACUUCUUCUGAGAUCAAGGGCUCUGCUUCUUAGGCUACUGGACACCAUUAGCUCCAGAGGGUUCGAUCACUUGGUACGCCUAGCUGCUUGUUCCCGGAGCCGCGCCGUCACCCCCCUCACAGAGCCAGAAGACAGAAGCCGGGUGAGUAUGAGAAGAUCAGAAGACUUCAGUGACGGCAGAAGACGGCGUUUGAGGUACCGCGCUGCGCGCCAUGCUCCCACACAUAACACGACACUGCAGGGCGCUGGGGGGCGCCCUGGGCAGCAUGAACACCUCAAACAGCACUUGCAUAAGUUAUAACAGUGCCCAGGCACUAGUUAAGGGACCCCCACCAGUAUAAAGAUAAUUUUAAGCGGGACUGAAGCGCGCCAUGUAUUUGGCGGGGCUUAGCCCACACAGCUCUGACCAGCGCCAUUUUCUCUUCACAGAAGCUGCAGAAACGCUGGCCCUGACCUCCACACUGCUGUACAAGUAACAGGGUGCAAAAACGGGGGUGGAGGGGGGCACAAGUAAUUGGUGCUAAAUUAUAUAUAUAUAUAUAUAUAUAUAUAUAUAUAUAUAUAUAUAUAUUUCCAAA
This is a messenger RNA of Pseudophryne corroboree (corroboree frog), 3241 nucleotides long. It is a transcript of the gene TSLIG3B, whose product is annotated as family with sequence similarity 98 member B. NCBI's taxonomy places the organism in Eukaryota, Metazoa, Chordata, Amphibia, Anura, Myobatrachidae. The transcript has 8 exons. Gene Ontology annotation, cellular component: tRNA-splicing ligase complex. Bases 226 to 1344 code for a protein of 372 amino acids. The record is from RefSeq and is a predicted model, not a curated record.